Messenger RNA from Psylliodes chrysocephalus, 1971 nucleotides. The record is from the annotation of a GenBank genome assembly. Lineage: Eukaryota; Metazoa; Arthropoda; Insecta; Coleoptera; Chrysomelidae.
AUGGCAUCAAGCCGUGAUGGCAGGAGUAGUUCUGCUUCCUCCCACAGUGGUUCCAACAUCCCCCCUAACCGUUCAUCAAUUCGUACCCCUAAACGACCACGCCCCACUUCAAGUGGAACCUUCGACGAGAAAAACUCAGAUUUCCUAUGUCCAGUUUGCUUCAACGUAAUUGAAGAAGCGCACAUAACUAAAUGCGGUCACACUUACUGUUAUAACUGCAUCAUUAAGUCAAUAGAAGUGCAAAAAAGAUGUCCCAAAUGCAAUUCGGCUCUUACCGUAGACGAAAUUUUUCCCAAUUUUCUACUAAACGACCUCAUUAAGAAACAUAAGUUACGCAUGAACGGUUACGAAGCCCUUGGUUUGCCUAGAGACAGUUCCGGCGAAUUCAGUACUUCUGUCGAUGGUUUACGCGAUUUUGUAGCCUCAGAAUCGCAAAACCUCACUCUGCCUGACGUAAACGUUAUGCUAGAGGUUCUCAUGCAACGUAAGCAGCUGUUGGAAGCGGAAUCUUGUGCUGCGCAAAACAAACUGCUUUUAGAGUUUCUCAAACAUUUACUCAUUCAAAAACGCGAACGUCAAACGCAAAUCGCUAAAGAGAUAUCCAUCAUCGAAAAGGAUAUAGAAGAAGUUGGUAAUAAAUUGAAAGAAGUGCACAGUAAAUGUCCGACUUUGGAAGACGUUGAACGUACGGCUGCCGGAGCUUCAGAGACCGACGCUUCCACUGUAAACGCGAUGAAGAAAGAGAUGAUCGAGAUCAUCGAUAAUAUUGGUCGAAAAGAGGAAGAUACACCGUCUCGUACAAACGCCUCAUUAGCGAUGCGCCGUAGACGCAUGCACGCAUAUUUCGAUGAUUUCGUCGACUGUUAUUUCUCCCAUCGGUCCAAAGAAGUGUUCUUUGGUAAAGAUGCGACUGAUAAAACUGCCAAACCCGCUACAGAAAUAAACGUUGGAUUGGACCAAUUCCGAGAAAGCCUAAUAAAAUUCUCUACUUAUAACUCGUUGCGUGUUCUAGCGACACUCAAUUACUCCAGUGAUCUGUUUAAUAAUUCUACAAUAGUGUCCAGCAUAGAGUUUGACAAAGACAAUGAGUUUUUUGCCAUUGCUGGUGUUACGAAGCGAAUUAAGGUGUUUGAUUAUGGAGCCGUCAUCAAAGAUGUAGUAAGCGUUCACUAUCCGUGUAUCGAAAUGGUAUCCAGAUCGAAAAUAUCUUGCGUCAGUUGGCAUACUUACCACAAAAGUACACUGGCGUCGAGCGACUACGAAGGCACGGUUACCAUUUGGGACGCUUCUACUGGCCAAAGGACGAAAACUUAUCAAGAACACGAAAAACGCUGUUGGAGCGUAGAUUUCAAUGGCGUUGAUACCCGUUUGAUAGCGUCCGGUUCCGACGAUGCCAGAGUCAAGUUGUAUUCCUUAAACGAAGAACACUCCGUGGCGACUCUAGAGGCUAAGGCGAACGUGUGUUGCGUCAAAUUCAAUCCCAAGAGUUCCUCGCACUUGGCGUUCGGUAGCGCCGAUCAUUGUGUUCAUUACUACGACUUAAGAAACAUGAAGGAAGCCGUCAGCGUGUUCAAAGGACACAAAAAGGCAGUGAGCUACGUUAAGUUCUUAAAUAACGAAGAGAUAGUUAGUGCUUCUACGGAUUCUCAAUUGAAAAUGUGGAGUAUUAACAGUCCUUAUUGUUUAAGAUCGUUCGUGGGUCACGUGAACGAGAAAAAUUUCGUUGGUUUAGCCACUGACGGCGAUUACGUAGCUUGCGGUUCCGAGAAUAACGCUCUGUACGUAUAUUACAAAGGUUUAAGUAAAAAGUUGUUCAGCUACAAAUUCGAGGCCAUCGAGGGCGUGUUGGAACAAGAGAGGAGGGAGGAUGAUAUGAAUGAAUUUGUGUCCGCGGUAUGUUGGAGACAGACGUCAAACGUUGUCGUGGCAGCUAAUAGUAAAGGGAUUAUUAAUAUUCUUGAACUGGUUUAG